AUGACUGCUAUCACUGAUUCCCUCUGUGAGCCAGCUCCUGUCAGUGGCCUUAAGAAACCCCCAGUGAUCACCACCCAGCCUGAGUCCAUCACUGUGUUCGGUGCUGAAGACAUCCUCCUGACCUGCGAAGCAUCAGGGAACCCUCCUCCCGAUUUCCGCUGGACUAAAGAUGGGGAAGAAUUUAUCCCUGCCAAUGACCCGGGCUUGUCGGUGUCUCCGGGUUCUGGAACCUUCAUGAAAACCGAGGUGGUGUCAGGCCCCAUGAGCCAAUACAAGGGCAAAUACAGCUGCUACGCUGAUAACGCAUUAGGAACUGCUGUGUCUAAUGAGGUCCAGCUCAGCACUGAGAGAAUGCAUCACAUUGAGCUAAAUGAUCGUGUAACCCAGGGUCGGGACGGGAACCUCUACUUCUCUCACGUCACCGUCGAUGACACCCGUAUUGACUACACCUGUAACGUCCAGUACCUCAGCGCUCGCACCAUCCUCUCUAAGGAACCCAUCACCCUGACUGUUACAACCUGUAAGUACACCGUCACUCACCAUGGAAGCGACGGGGGAGAAUACCAGUGUUCAGCCAACAACUCACAGGGCAAGGUCACACACACCUACACCGUUAGCGUCGAAGCGGCUCCGUACUGGACCAAGGAGCCAGUAAGCCAGCUCUAUGCCCCAGGAGAGACGGUGAAACUGGACUGUCAGGCUGAUGGCAUCCCGUCUCCUGCUGUCGCCUGGAGCAUCAAUGGAAAACCCAUCACAGACAUAGACUCAACCCCCAGGCGUACUGUGAGAGAUGAAACUCUGAUUCUGAGAGAUGUGGUUUUCACUGAUACAGCAGUCUACCAGUGUCAGGCCCACAACAAACAUGGAACCAUCCUAGUCAAUACCUACAUCUUCGUCAUCGAACUGCCUCCUCAGAUCCUGAAUGCCGACGGACAGAAGUACAACUUCACAGAGGGACAGAAGGCUGUACUGCAGUGUCAGACCUUCGGCUCUCCCAGACCUAAAGUAACAUGGGAGAGGACUGGCAGCGCUUCUCUACUAGCUGAGCCCAGGGUUAACCUGCUGACCAAUGGAAACCUCCAGAUCACCAACGUCUCCCACGGCGAUGAGGGCCUGUACACCUGCUCAGUUAGCAACACCAACCUGUCAAUCAACGCUGACCUGGAUGUGCUUAUGAACAGGACAGUGGUCCUGUCUCCUCCUGGGUCUCUGCUGUUCAGCCUGGUAGACGGCCAUCUUUACCUGCCUGGCACAGACCGUCCGGACCCCCCCACCCAGCUCCAGGUCUCUGACCCUAAGGACCGCAAUGUCACCCUGAGUUGGACCGCAGGAGAUAACCACAACAGCCCUGUCAUAGAGUUUGUGGUGGAGUUUAAAGAUGGUGACUCUAAGGAGCGGGGUUGGGAGGAGCUGAAGAGAGUCAGUGGAACUAAUGAGAGCGUGACCAUUUCUCUGCAACCAUACGAGUCCUACCGCUUCCGAGUCAUCUCCAUCAACAGCAUUGGGAAGAGUGACCCCAGCAUGCCCUCUGACCUUCACAGCACCCCACCUCAAGCUCCAGACAAUAACCCAGAGAAUGUGAGGAGUGAGUCUACAGACCCAGACACCCUGGUCAUCACAUGGGAGGAGAUGGACAGGCGUGUGUUUAACGGCCCAGAGUUCCACUACAAGGUGUUCUGGAAAAGGGUGGUUGGUGACACAACCUGGUACUCUAAUGUCUCCACUGAGCCACCGUUCAUCGUCACUGAAGUGGGCAACUUCUCCGCCUUUCAAAUCAAAGUUCAGGCUGCCAAUCAGAAAGGAGAGGGACCUGAGCUAGACCCUGUGACUGGUUACUCUGGAGAGGACAUCCCCCUGGAGGCUCCUAAGAAUGUGGGUAUGGUGCUGCUCAACAGUUCAGCCAUCAGGGUAACAUGGGAACCAGUGAACGAAAAGACUGUCAGAGGACACCUGCUGGGAUAUAAGAUCCACCUGACGAGGUUUGGCUCCAGGGGCCGUGGUAGCCGUAGGGCUAGAGAGCCAGAGACCAGUGUUGAGGUGGAGACAGGGCCCAAAGAGGAGAAGAGGGUCCUGGGGGGACUCAGACCCUACUCUCACUACACCCUCACCGUCACUGUGUUCAACAGCAAGGGAGAGGGGCCCCCCUCCAAGACCCUGUCCUUUGAAACUGACGAGGGAGCUCCUGGCCCCCCCAUGUCCUUACUCCUGGACAGUCAUGCAGGCACAGAGAUGACCCUACACUGGACACCUCCUGCCCAUCCCAACGGGGUUCUCAAAGGAUACCUGCUGCAGUACCAGAUCGUAAAGAGUGGCGACAGCCCGAUGCAGGUGGAGACGAUAGACGAUCACAAGGUCACUCACCUGACCCUGAAGCAGCUGGACCCUCACAGCCGCUACCGCUUCUACCUGAGGGGGCGCACCUCGGCCGGGGACGGAGAGCCUAUCACCAGGGAGGGCGCCACCACACUGGACGGAGCUCCUCCGUCCAACAUCAGCGUGUCUGUAGGAGAGAAGUCUGUUAACCUGAGCUGGGUGCCAGGCCAGAGACACAGGAGUGUUGGCUUCCAGGUCCAGUACCUCAACAAGCAAGACGGUGGGAAGUGGAAGCAGUCUGAGAAGCUAAACUCGUCUGCAUCAUUCUACCAGCUGAAAGGCCUGACCCCGGGGUCACAGUACCGCCUCAGAUUCAUCUUCAGCAACAACACCUUCUGGGAGACUGAGAUCACCACAAAGGGAGCAGGGGUGAUGGAUGUGCAGACAGGCUUUGCUACUCAGGGCUGGUUUAUUGGGCUCGUGACCGCCAUCGUGCUGUUGCUGCUGGUACUGCUUAUCCUCUGCUUUAUCAAGAGGGGCAAAGGGGGAAAGUAUUCAGUCAAAGAUAAGGAGGAGGGUCAGGUAGACUCUGAGGCGCGCCCUAUGAAGGAUGAAACAUUCGGAGAGUACAGAUCUCUUGAGAGUGACAACGAGGAGAAGAGGACAGCCAGCCAGGCGUCUCUGUGUGAUGAGAGCAAGCUGUGUACCAGUGACGACAACCUGGAUGGCUAUAACAACGGUAGCAUUGCUGUCACCGAGGUGACCAUGGAAGACUCCCUGGUCAGCCAGUACAGCCGACCCAGCAAAGCCACCCCGGACCCGGGCACACUGCAGGACAGCUCCCCCCUCAAUCCCAACACCACCGCCAUUUUAGAUUAGGCUAGUUAGUUAGAGGUGGCCGUUUUAGAUGGUCCCGUUGCCUUAGUAACUGUUUAUCUGUCAGACCAAAACAUCUCUGUCAACUACAGUACAACAUGUCAACAAUAUAAACAUGCCCACUGACCACACACUCCUAGCUAUCUGUAAUACAUCUAUCUAGCUAUCUACUUGACUUUUCCAUUGAUAAGCUCACUGACUAUAUGAUCAAUAUACUACUGACCAUUCAGAAGCAUCUGCUAUUCUACAAUGUUAUCUAUCUAGCCAUAUACAGUAUUAUAGAUAUGUACAACAUGUUCACUAUGAGUUCCAGUGCCUACUGGCCCUCAACACAGAGCACCAGAUUACAUCUCCACUCUAGUCCUCUCUCCUCCUCUGCUCUGCUCCUCUCCACUCCUCUCUUAUCUACUCUACUCUACUCUCCUCCUA
Salvelinus sp. IW2-2015 is the source of this 3618-nucleotide messenger RNA. NCBI's taxonomy places the organism in Eukaryota, Metazoa, Chordata, Actinopteri, Salmoniformes, Salmonidae. The record is from RefSeq and is a predicted model, not a curated record.